AAUGAAGAAAUUAGCGAAACAAGCUAUACUUUCAGUGGCAGGGUCUACAAUCCGCUAUAGGAGAUCACUUCAAUAUUGGGAAAAGUACGAAAUAAUUACGAAACUAGUCUAUUUCGACGAUAAGAGUUUCUAUGUUGAACAAAAGUUUGUAUCAUUAAAAGACAAUUUCACAAGUGCCGUUGCGUACGUUAAAGUUUCAGUUCGUAAGAUUUCACCACUAGAAAUUCUAAAACAAUUAGAAAAUCUUCCGGAAGAAGAAUUAAAAAUGGACUGUCCUGAUUAUAUAAGAUCUUGGAUUGACUUUAACGAUAAAUCUAGCAAUUCUUUAAAGGCUGACAAGAAAAAUUAG
Molecule: messenger RNA, 349 nt
Organism: Dimorphilus gyrociliatus
Lineage: Eukaryota; Metazoa; Annelida; Polychaeta; Dinophilidae
Source: the annotation of a GenBank genome assembly